CAUCCAGUCGCAGUUUAUCUCUCUUUCGGCUAGAUUCAGAACCACGGUACCCGGUAAACAUAUUCAAGAUUAUUUCCAGACUCCAGUAUCUCAGGAUGGCCGGCGGCGGGGGCGUGAAACGUACAGCUUCCCCCACUCGAGCUAUUUCGCCGCCUCCACUCAAAAGGAAGGUUGAGUCUACCAUAACUAAAAAAGCUGUUUCCUCCUUCUUUACUCCAGCAUCACAGAAAAAGCCCGAACAGAUCACUUGGCGCAUUGUCAACAACAGUGCCGUCAUUGGCAAGUAUACUUCGGAACUCGGUCACAAAAAUAGUACAGAGAAGCCUAGGAUCGCGGCAUUUGACCUGGAUUCAACGCUCGUCUCGACAGCCUCUGGAAAUACUUUCCCCAGGAAUGGGUCGGAUUGGAAGUGGUGGCAUGAUACAGUACCUGGGAAACUCAAGGAAUUGAACGACAAUGGAUACUACGUGGUGGUCGUAACGAAUCAAAAAAAGAUUAGUCUCAAGAAAGAUCUUAAGAAAGGCCAGAGCGACUCCAAGAGCCUUGUCAACUUCAAGGAGAGGGCGUCGGCUGUCAUGAAGCAACUGGACAUCCCUCUCAGUGUAUAUGCGGCCACAGGGGAUGACGAAUAUAGGAAACCCAGGACAGGUCUAUGGAAGGAGAUGCUCGACGACUAUGAUUUUGAUGUGUCGGGGGUCAAUCUGGCAGAGUCCGUUUUUGUAGGGGACGCUGCUGGACGGCCGAACGAUCAUUCCAUGGUCGACCGCGGAUUUGCACUCAAUGUUAAAGUACCCUUUAAGACGCCCGAGGAGUUCUUCCUCAAUGCUGAUCCAGAGCCACUCGUGGAACCGUUCGAUCCGACAAAAUACCUGCAAGCAGAGCCAACUGACGACGUGGCGCCACCUUUCUCUCGCCAGAGUCCUCUCGAGUUGGUGAUAUUCUGCGGCAGCCCUGGGGCGGGCAAAUCCUCAUUCUACUGGGAAUAUCUAGAACCGCUGAAAUACGAACGAGUCAACCAAGACCUGCUCAAAACUCGCCCUAAGUGCAUCAAAGUGGCAAAGGAACACCUUGCAGCCGGAAGAUCUGUGGUUGUCGACAACACCAACGCCGACCCGGAAACCAGAUCCCACUGGGUAGAAGUCGCUAAGGAAUUCAACGUCCCGAUUCGUUGUGUUUAUUUCACAGCUUCCCCGGCCCUCUGCCGGCAUAACAAUGCGGUCCGUGCCGCAAAUCAAACCUUGAACCCCGAGUCACGCACCCUUCUCCCCGGAAUCGCCUUUGGAGAUUUCCUCCGCCGAUUCAAAGAACCGUCAAUGGAAGAAGGCUUCCAAGACAUCAUCCGCGUGGAAUUCCGCUUCCGAGGAGACGAGACCGCCAAAAGGUUAUGGGGCCAGUACUGGGUGUGAAGACAACUAUUCUAUGUAGUAUCUAACCGCCCAACAAACUCAUUAGCAUUCAUAGAACAUUG
This is a messenger RNA of Aspergillus costaricaensis CBS 115574, 1468 nucleotides long. Its product is annotated as putative DNA 3'-phosphatase Tpp1. The transcript has 9 exons. The record is from RefSeq and is a predicted model, not a curated record. NCBI's taxonomy places the organism in Eukaryota, Fungi, Ascomycota, Eurotiomycetes, Eurotiales, Aspergillaceae. Bases 96 to 1406 code for a protein of 436 amino acids. Gene Ontology annotation, biological process: DNA repair. Gene Ontology annotation, molecular function: ATP-dependent polydeoxyribonucleotide 5'-hydroxyl-kinase activity; polynucleotide 3'-phosphatase activity; double-stranded DNA binding.